AUGUCAUACUACCCCGACAACAACAAGCCCAUGAGCCCUCCGCCUUCCUACCCCCAACAGGGCUAUCCCCAACAUGGGGGCGCCCAGGACUACUAUAACCAGCCGCCGCAGGGCUAUCAGCAGGGCUACCCUCCGCAGGGCGGUUAUCAGCAGGGCGGCUAUCCGCAGAGCUAUCCCCCACCCCAGAUGGUAUACCCGCCCCAGGGCCAGCAGCACGAUCAAUCGAGAGGCAGUAGUAGUGGCGGCAUCUGUGCGGGUAUUCUGGCUGCGUGCGCUUGUUGCUGCUGUUUGGAUAUUCUGUUCUAA
This is a messenger RNA of Penicillium soppii, 306 nucleotides long. RefSeq lists its product as uncharacterized. NCBI's taxonomy places the organism in Eukaryota, Fungi, Ascomycota, Eurotiomycetes, Eurotiales, Aspergillaceae. Bases 1 to 306 code for a protein of 101 amino acids. The transcript has 2 exons. The record is from RefSeq and is a predicted model, not a curated record.